Molecule: messenger RNA, 2746 nt
Organism: Plodia interpunctella (Indianmeal moth)
Lineage: Eukaryota; Metazoa; Arthropoda; Insecta; Lepidoptera; Pyralidae
Exons: 7
Coding region: 556-1191 (211 amino acids)
Molecular function (GO): calcium ion binding
Source: RefSeq, a predicted model, not a curated record
CCGCUCCCGGGCAGAGGCGGACGUCAGAAAGGCCGCGUAUUGAUUUUUAAACGCCCCAAUAUCACAUAGCAAAAAAAAAAAAUAACGCGCGUCGAAUUCAAUCAUGGCUUUAUUGUUAUUAUUUUUCAUAUUAUGAAUAAAUGGACACGCAUAUUACAGUGCAAAUUGCUAAUUUUGUGUCAAUCUAUUUCGCGGACGUAUUCCAAAAGCACCCACUAGAGUGAGACAGCUUGAAAAAAGAUAGAUUUACGAGUGUUCGUGUCUGUGUUUUAAUUAGAUUAUUGUUAAAAUCUUAAUCGUAAUUUACAAUGUGAAGUGUACAUUCGAAAAUAUUUUCUGGCUUUAUUCUUCUAAACAAAUUCCGCAUCCUGCCUUUCAGACCAUCCAUCCAAAAAGCAUUUAAGUGUUCACUAAACUCUCUAAAUUGGAAAUUAAGAAAAAAAAACAUUUUUUUUACAAAUCAAUUUUAAUCUGUGUCAAUUGUUGUCGUGAAAAAUACACUGAGAUUUUCAAGUUGUGAAUUAUGUUAUUUUGAAUUCGGAAUUGUAAAACAACAUGGCGACCCCGCCAGAGAGCCCUGUGGAGGAGCACGCGUAUGAGUUGGAGCCGAGCAGGACGCCUAAGCCGAUACCGGUCGCCUUAGAAGAAUUAUGUAGACAAACGAAAUUUUCCAAACAAGAAAUUCGUGUCAUGUACAGAGGUUUCAAAACGGAAUGUCCCGAGGGCGUGGUGCAGGAAGAAUCAUUCAAGGACAUAUAUGCGAAAUUCUUCCCACAUGGAAACUCUGCACUGUACGCACACUACGUGUUCAAAGCUUUUGAUGUGAAUUGCAGCGGGGCUAUAAGCUUUAGAGAGCUGUUAGUAACACUAUCUACGCUACUAAGAGGUUCUGUGUACGAGCGAUUACGCUGGGCCUUCCGCCUUUACGAUGUGGACGGAGACGGAGCGAUCACGCGAUCUGAGCUGGCCGAGGUCGUUGUGGCUGUCCACGAGCUACUCGGGCGGAGGGCCUCGCCAGGGUCGCCUGCUGCACGUCUUGAUGACGCUAAGGCUAACGAACAGGUGGACAGAGUGUUUAACAAGCUGGACCUGAACCAGGACGGCGUGAUCACGAUCGAGGAGUUUCUGGAGUCAUGCUUGAAGGAUGACGUCAUCACUCGCUCGCUGCAGAUGUUUGACACGGCGCUAUGACGUCAGACCGACGCCGAGGCGCGCGAAUAUCACAGGGCCGCAUUGAAGCGCGCGAGCCCGCCUUACCGUAUUGUCCGCCAUUGCCAGUGCGCGCGCACCGGAUCCGGUUCCGGUUUCCUAUCCAACAUGGCGGCCGCUUGGCGCGUCCGGGCGCAAGAGUACAUCCGUUACUUCGCCGUCUUCGAGAACUUUUACGCGGGAAUCGUCCGCCCGAAGAUAAAGAGCGUUCUGUUUUUCCAUUUUUGAAUUUUAAAUGUUUGAAAUUAGAACUCCUAUUCCGGUCUGGCGGUUGGCAUUUUUAGAGUGAGAUUGUUUAUUGACGAAGUGUGUUUAGAUCUAUUUCUAAUUGCAUAAAAAUACGUUACUUACGUAUUCAAAAUGAUUAGAUUUAAUUAUAUUUAACAUGCUUUUGGAAAUUUGAGCUUAUAAUGCGUUUAAAAAGAGUAUAUAAGUCGGAUUUUUAUUGAAUAUAUUUAUUUCAUUGCAAUACCAAAUGCUGGUUUCUGCGGAGGCGGCAACAGGGUGCCCUCGACAGAGAUUUGUGGAAAAAAUAAGGGGAAGCCGUUGCCCAGCAAUGGCACACACCCGCACGCUAAAAAGAACAAAUUAUCGUGAAUGGUUGAUAAUUCCUAGUGUUGCCAACCCAGUGAACUUUUGUCAUUUAUUUGCUACACGUUUAUUCCGCGUAGUAAGUCUUAUUAACAAAUUUGUCUAUCGUAUUGGUGGUUUAUAAUAAUAAUAUGUUCAACUAGUCGAUACUCGUGUUACGUCCUCUCUAGAAUUUACUUAAAUAUCUAUUUUUACCCCGAAUUCCGCGAUUGUGGUAUUCGCAAGCAAGAACUGUAUGACAAGAAUUCUUUGGCACGUGAUAGAAAAGCGAACUAUUUGUUAGCUGUAAAAAAUAUUAUUUAGAUGGUAUGUGGCGCCACCACUGAAAUGUCAAUGGAUCCUUGUGAGACGGGUAAAACUAAACGUUAACUAAAGUGACAAGCACAGAUGAACAAGCACAGGCCCAACUUAUAUGGGCCACUAAGGGCGUCGCUACUGUUGAAAAAAAUUGUCAUGAAAAUGACUUAAAUUCAAUUUUAGCCGCAGAAUCAAGUGUUGUUGUCAUUCUGUACGAAUUACUUGCAUGGUCAUGGUAGCUGUGACGGAAUGUCAAAAAAUUCUUAGUAAGUACUUAUUGUUAUUUAAGUAAUAGGUUAGAUUUGGAAGUUUGUUCGGUUUGAAAAAGGAAGAAAUGCCAUUAAUGUAGUUUAAGCGAAAUUAAAUUUUUCAAAAUUUGAAAGAUUUGUGGUUUGUGCAAUUUUGAUGGGAAUAAUCAAUGACAGAGAAAACUAAAGACAAGCCAGCGUAGCCAAAUGAGACGGAAGAUUACCAUGUAACUUCCUGGCUUUCCAGAGACAAGACAAGAGACACGAUAUAUCUCUUGUAGCGCUCUGUCUCGUUUCUUCUCUUUUAUUUCCAAUACGCAUUUCUCUCCUGUAUGAGCGAAAUUAAAGAUACUCGUAUAACGUCUAUAGUUUUCUCUGUCUACGUGUUAAAUGACGGAUAA